CGAAAUCGGGCACGAGCAGCGGGGACGUGCUUUUUUUUUUACUCCGUACUUUCACUAAACUCUUCGGGUACAUUCAGACCGUUUCACCCGAGCCUCAGCUGAGCCCUUGGUGCGAGAAGACGGAUUACGCGAGUCGAGGACGCAUGGAACCAGGCCGCGACGCGUCCAACUUUACGCGCAACAAGUCCGGUGCUUUACGGACACUUGGGAGGAUUAUUACCCCGGAGAUUUGCAGUGUUUCGGGGUGAUUUAGGGAAUCGUGUUGGGGUUUGGUCGGGUGAGAAGACUUUGAUUCGGGAAUUGAGCUACUUUACACCGCCAGAAAAGCACCAUGAACACGGCGAUGUACGCGGUCAAAAAGCGGAAGAAGCCAGUUCAGAAAAUCCCCAAAGCCCCUCCCCCGGAAGGCGCCAAGUCCAACCCGUCUAAGCGUCACCGGGACCGGCUGAAUGGAGAGCUGGACAAACUGACCAGUCUGCUGCCCUUCAGCGAGGAGGUGCGCUCCCGCCUCGACAAGCUGUCCGUGCUGCGCCUCAGUGUGGGGUACCUCAAGGUCAAGAGCUUCUUCAACGCCUCUCUGAAGAAGGGCGCUGCAGCGGUUAAUGUGGUCCCUGCCCUCAGCUCCGCUCAGCACCAGGUCUCCUCCAUCGACGGGGUGAACUUCAGUGAGGGAGAUCUGCUGCUCCAGGCACUGAAUGGCUUUGUGCUGGUGGUCACAGCGGAGGGAUACAUCUUCUACACCUCGCCCACUAUACAGGACUUUCUGGGUUUCCACCAGUCGGACGUGGUGCACCAGAGUGUGUUUGAACUCAUCCACACUGAGGACCGUGCACUCUUCAGACAGCAGCUGCACUUCGCCCUGGACCCCAACACCACCACAAAUGACCAGAGCUCUGCGGACGUCAGCACUAACCUGGUGACCUACGACCCUAAGAUCAUCCCUCAGGAGAACACGUCCUUCCUGGAGCGUAACUUCUGCUGCCGCUUCCGUUGCCUCCUGGACAACUCCUCGGGCUUCCUGGCGCUGAACUUCUUUGGGCGUCUGAAGUACCUGCACGGUCAGAACCAGCGGGCUGAGGAUGGGACCCUGGUGCCCCCUCAGCUGGCCCUGUUUUCUGUGGUCACUCCUCUGCAGCCUCCAUCCAUCCUGGAAAUCCGAACUAAGACGCUGCUGUUCCAGACCAAGCACAAGCUGGACUUCACCCCUCUGGGCAUCGACGCGAGGGGGGAGGUGAUCUUGGGCUACACGGAGAUGGAGUUGUGUGCGCCUGGCUCUGGGUACCACUUUGUCCACGCAGCAGACAUGAUGUACUGUGCCGACCAGCACCUGAAGAUGAUGAAGACUGGAGUCUCUGGUUUCACUGUCUUCCGCCUUCUGACUAAGAACAACUCCUGGAUGUGGGUCCAGUCCAAUGCCAGGCUGGUCUUUAAAGGAGGCAAACCUGAUUUCGUCAUCGCCAAGAUGAAAGCUCUGACGAAUGAAGAGGGAGAGGAACACCUGCGUCUGCGCCGGCUGCAACUGCCCUUCAGCUGUGCAUCUGGGGAUGCUCUGCUGUAUGAUCUUGCCCCCAGCAUGGAGCCUCCAGAGCAGUGCUCUGUACCCAAACAGAGGAAGACAGAGUACACUGUGACGCCAAACUCCAUCCUGGGCAGCAUGCUGGGCCAGGACCAGUCCUUGUACUGCCCCCACAGCCCACCCAGCAUCAGCUCCAUGCACGACGUGGCCUUCAGGGACACCCAUGCAACAGUGAGCGUGCCCGGGGACCUGUGGCCCCUUGGCUCCAGUGCAGCUCCGGGCACAGUCAUGAAGACCGAGUCCAGUGUGCAGGACAUGAUGGACACUCUGCAGCAGGUGCUGGGGGACAGCGACCUGGUGUCCUCUCUGGGGGUGGAACCAGAGGAGCUGAGGAGCUGGGAGAGCACCCUCAUGUCCCUGAACGUGAGCAGCUCCGACCUCAACACUGUCCUCAGCAGAGACAUUCUGUCCAUUGUGGAGGAGCAGUUCCAGAAGGAGGGGGGCUUCACCUUCCUGGAUCAUCUAGAGGACGUCCCCAGGAGUCUGUCCUCCCUGGAUCUCCAUACCCAGAGCCCUGACCAGGAGCUGCUGCAGGAUCUGCAGUUACCACUGGACUGUCUCAGUGAUAUUAUCCCCAAAACAGAGCUCAUGCCCCAGGCAGAGGCACCACAGGUCACCUCCAGACUGAGCCAUAUGGAUGGUCCUGCUCUGAAGGGGACAGUGCCUUUGUGUUACAGCUUUGGAGCAGAGAACCAGAACAACCACAGGGCGGUGGACCCAGGCUUCCCUCUGCAGUGUGCUCAGCCCCAGGGCUUUCUGAAGGCCUGUGUGAACAGUAAUGGCAGAACAAGCCAGUCCUCAGCGGAGCAACUCCAGCCCAGACAGGCAGCUCUUCCUCCCCCUCUGCACCACCCCGAGCUGGGGGGUACGUACACACAAACUCCCUUAAACCAGGGCAUCAGCAGUUCAUGUCCCCAGUGGAACUACGCUGUCCCUAAACAGACUGUCUCCAUGGAGCCUGGACCAUUCAGCAGCAUUUCAGACCAAAGAUCUAACCCUUGCAUGUUAGCUUCAUCAGUACAGUGCCCUCCAGAGCACAGACCAGUCUGGCCCCAGACACAGUCCCACCACACCUCCCUCUCCAACGGAUACCACCACAUGAACCACAGCCUUCAGCAUGAGAGCCAGCCCUCCAGCUGCAUGUUCUCCCAGCCCUGUGUGAAUGGAGUCCCCCUCAGCUCAGAGCUCCACCCAGAACCCUCCAGGCUCUACUGCCUGUACCAGGAGCACCAGGAGGUCCCUAACCCCCCAAUGUCCUUCAACCUGGACACUCAGCUUCAACCAGUGCAGCCGUUUUUCAGCCAGCAGACCAAGAUGAACUGUGCUGCCAUGGGGACCGGGGCUUUCCCUCUGCCCUCUGCGCCCAACGGAGGAACCUACUGCUCCGACAACCAGUAGAACUGUCCUCUGUGGACUAAAGGAUAUCAGACCCUCCUCUGUGGACUAAAGGACAUCAGACCCUCUUCUGUGGACUAAAGGACAUUAGACCCUCCUCUGUGGACUAAAGGACAUCAGACCCUCCUCUGUGGACUAAAGGACAUCAGGCUCCUCUGUGGACUAAAGGACAUUAGACCCUCCUCUGUGGACUAAAGGACAUCAAACCCUCCUCUGUGGACUAAAGGACAUCAGACCCUCCUCUGUGGACUAAAGGACAUUAGACCCUCCUCUGUGGACUAAAGGACAUCAAACCCUCCUCUGUGGACUAAAGGACAUCAGGCUCCUCUGUGGACUAAAGGACAUCAGGCUCCUCUGUGGACUAAAGGACAUCAGACCCUCCUCUGUGGACUAAAGGACAUUAGACCAUCUGUGGACUAAAGGACAUUAGAUCCUCCUCUGUGGAUUAAAGAACAUUAGACCUGCUUCUGUAGACUAAAGGACAUUAAACCCUCCUCUGUAGACUAAAGGACAUUAGACCCUCCUCUGUAGACUAAAGGACAUUAGACCCCCCUCUGUGGACUAAAGGACAUUAGACGAUCCUCGUGGCUAAAGUACAUUUUACUGCUCUGUGGACUAGAGGACAUCAGCCUCCUCUGUGGACUAAAGGACAUUAGACUGUAGCAUCUUUAAACCUGUUUUCCACACUCACCAAAACUUGCCUAGUUUAGGAAGGAGGACUGUGAAAAAGGAUCCUACACUCUGGACUUUGGAGGACACUUUGGAGGACUUUGGAAGACGGUGUUAAACGCUAAGAGACAUCUGAUUGAACCCUGGAUGGAGGAUGUUUGUUGUAAGAGAACUUAAAAUGAUUUGAAGCCAAAGACUCAUGGCUCUCAUGUACCUGAGAGCAGAUAUCUCAAAUACUGAGGGUUCUGUACUAUGUAUUCUUUCAUAUUUUAAAACUUCUAAUAGCGCAUAUGUACAUAAAACACACAAAAUGAUCUGUUCCCCAAAGUUGCAGAACUCCAGCAAAGGGCACCAGUGAAUCGGUUUAAAUUAGUCUAAAACGGUAGCUGUUAAUGUUAAAGUUGGUUUGAAAAUGGAUUCUGCUAAAGGUAAUGGACUCUUUUGGAUUACCUGCAGAUGGUGUUGAGAGGUAGAAAAAAAUGACACUUUGAAAUAAGGUUCAUCAGUAAGCUGUUUAUAAGUUUACAAUUGGUGAUAAGAUGUUUAAAUGCUUAUAGACACAUAUAGGACAUAGUAUGCAUUAUCUGUAUUGUUAUUGGCCUUUAAACAUGUUCUUUUGUACUUUUGCUUUGGCAUCGCAUGUUUAGAACAUUUAAUGAUGCCUAUGUUUAUAUAACCCUACUUGGCAGCAGUGGGAGUGAACCAUGGAAAAAACAAAAACUAGCCAUUUAAGCAACAUGGCCCGGUAUGCUAACAUAAGCAUGCUAUUUUAAUGAAUGCAGUUUAACGGCUCAGAACGAGUCAGUGAUUUAUGGACUUAAAACUGCACUAGAGCCUUCCAGAUUUUUACCAGUGACGUAACUGUCAGAGGAAAAUUGAAAUGGAGUGAUUUCUGGGGCUGAGAAGACAACCUCAUAAAAAGGAUUAAUGAAAUAAGCGCAAAUGAAGCUAAAUACCACUCUAAGCAUGUUUUAGAUAAGGGAACAUUAUAACAUGACAAAAUGUCCAUUUCAAUAAUGGCUUAAAAUAUUUCACUUAUGAACCUUAUUUUAAAGCAUAACCCAAAACUCAAGGUUUUGUCUGAGGAAAGAACAUGGUUUUAAGUAAAAAAAUAUUGAUUUGUAUAAUAUAGGACCUGGUCAUGGACCCACACAGCUAUGCAAACGUGAUCAGACCGCUUUGCUAUCAGUGUAAUUAGGGAUGCACCGAUCCAAUACUGGUAUCAGAUAUUGGCCUGAUACUAAAAUUAGCUGAAUCAGAAUAUUAUAUUAUGAUAUAAUAUAUUGGAAUAUUAACAUCCAAAUAUUGGUUCAGCUGAUAUCCUGGUUGUGCAUAUAAAUUGAUAUAAUUAGACUAGUCGGCCCAGAUAGCUUCAUGAUUUACACAGUGUUUUUCUGUAGUUACAUGUGGAAUAAAUAACAGCAAUAUGACACAUUUUGAUCAGCUUUGUCUUAUUUUACUUUAGUGUAAAGGAAAUAAAUGCUGUUUUCAGUGUCUGCACUAGAAUCGGCUGAUAUCGGGUCUUAAAGAGAGUCUUAAAGCUAGCAAUGAAAUUGGUAUUAUUAUAAAAGCUGGAUCAGUGCGUCCCUAAAUGUAACCAGAAUCACAGUCUCAUGUCUCAUCUGUACAAAUAUAGUGCUGUAACCCUAUUGGAAUUGCUUUAGAUGGAAAAAUAUGAUCAGAUAAUUACAACAACUGAAAUGUGCCAAAUUUAAACAGUUAUAUUUUGUUUUCUUUUGGUUAUAUUUGAUUUAAGUAAUUCCAACACGGUUGAGCAUUGCUUUCUUUGUAUCUGAAAUAUUUUUUUGGUUCAAAACCUGAGUAUUUAUAAUGUGUUGAUGCCUCUGGGCACUAAGGGAGAGAGUGGAGAAACACGCACAAGUCCCUCCUGAGGGGGGCUCUGUUGGACCUCAUCACAGGUCUGUAGCUCAGUCUUCUGGGUCUGGGGGACACAGGGCGCAGAAAACUUUAGGCUGUCUCAACUCAGCUGUGGAUGUUAUCGUUCAUAAAGGGAAAUGUAUAUUGUGCCUUUUAAAACAAAGCAUUAACACUUAAACACAUGACUAUAUAUUUUGUAUAUUUGAACCUAAAAGUGCCUUUGACAGGUUAGACUACUCAUUUCACUAAAACACAAUUCAGAUCAUUAUAUUUCAGAUUUUUUGUUAAACUAAAAAAAUAUAUAUAUAUAUUUGACCAUUUUUCAGGUUUAAAUUUUAAUUCUGGUUGGAAAUCAUGACAUCACACUGUGCCCAAACUUUCCUAACUUACACAGAAACUAUAUUUCACACAAAAAAAUUAUAAGAAAACACCUUUAUUUUGCUGAGGUAAUGUUUAAAGUAUCACAAAAAUGUGCCUCUUGCAUAUUAAUUGGCCCUAACGAUUCUCCCUAGUGUGAUGUUUGUAAUUUUCAACAUAUUUUUUAACUUUUAUUUUCAAAAUGCUUCUUGAUUUGUGUAAAGCUCAUUUAUAUUUGCAACUGGUAUUAUCCCACCAACUUCAGUAGGAAUUACACAAUCAUCAAAACCUGUCAGAUGCACUUUAAACCAAAGGUGCACUUGCCCAAAGCCAGCAGAGGGCAGUGUUGCAGAGCCGGACUGCUGCAGAUCCUCAGGCACUAACACUAAAAGCUUGGUUGCUAUGGAUAUUGAGCCGAAUAUUUUGGUGUUGCUAUAGAGAUUGAGCCGAAUGUUUUGGUGUUCUUGUUUAGGCAAAGGUUCUGUCGUGAGCACGCAGUGGAGUCGCAGUACAAUCCGUCCAGGCACAGCUCUCACACCAGACCUGUGAAGGCAGCUUUUAGACAUCUGUUUGGGCCUGGUUCAUUCACACAUGCUCUCUGGACAGUAACAGUAGAACAGAUGUGUAGUGUGGAUAGGCUUCAGAUUGUGAGUCCAGCUGUGUAACUCUCAAAUGAUUGGCUCUUACCCAAAGUCUCCUGGACAUUUACACAUGUGAACAGAGGUUAUGCAGAUGACAUCAUCAUUAUAUGAGUGUCAAUGGUGAGCAAUGACAUUUUCUACUUAAGAACUCAAAACAUGUCUAAAAUGUGAAAGAGCUUCAGUUUAAUAAGAAAUACAAAAAUCAACUACACUACUACAACUCUGCUAAAUAUUUAGUUUGUACCUGAAAUCUGAAAGGAGAAAAACAACUCAACAGUUGUGGAAAACCAGUGAGCAGUUAAACAACAGGGACAGGGACUACAUGCACAUUUAUCAGUCAGAAUGUUGAGGAACAUUUUUCAUAUAAAAUUAUGUCAGUGCAUAACCUCUAUUGAAACUAAUUGUAAGCACUUUAUUGGAAAUGAUUUCAACAAUGAGAGUCCAUUAUGUAUUUGUCAUUUGUGCAAACAGGGGCAGGACCACCUCUUGUGCCCCCUGGUGGAGGGUCCUCUGAAUGAACCAGGCUCAAACAUGUUUGUAAAUGUAGAUAAUUGUUAAACAACAGAGCACUUACCCACAGUCUGUCACUUUCCUCUGGUGCUUUUGUAUUCAAUGGACAUUAGAAACUGUAAUAGGAACAUAAAGUUCCUCUGAGAGAUGCAUGUGUACAGUAGAAUGCAGAGGACAUAAGUACUGCAGUAGUACUGCAGUAGUACUGCAGCAGUACUGGGUAAAUACUUUGUUAGUAUUUGUGGGGAGAACCAGGUAAACCCCAAACACACAGAGGGUAUGUGCUUUGUAUCGUGCAGUGCCUCUUAUUCUGUAGUCAUGUGACUUCUCUCUCAUAUUUACGCACACAUUUUGUACAUAUGAUGUGAUCCUUAUAUUUAGCCCAGUGUAAUAAGUUCUAUGGAGCGCUUACUGUUGUCUAUGUUAAGAGAUCCCAUGUAUCCUAAUGUAACUGUCUCAUUAAAUAUCUUCACCUUCACCUA
This is a messenger RNA of Periophthalmus magnuspinnatus, 7508 nucleotides long. Its product is annotated as aryl hydrocarbon receptor-like. Lineage: Eukaryota; Metazoa; Chordata; Actinopteri; Gobiiformes; Gobiidae. The record is from RefSeq and is a predicted model, not a curated record. Bases 332 to 2974 code for a protein of 880 amino acids. Gene Ontology annotation, biological process: regulation of transcription by RNA polymerase II. Gene Ontology annotation, molecular function: nuclear receptor activity; transcription cis-regulatory region binding; protein dimerization activity. The transcript has 11 exons. Gene Ontology annotation, cellular component: aryl hydrocarbon receptor complex; nucleus.